AUGACUUCCAGCGUUGAUCAGCCCAACAUCCCAGCUACCUCCCAGCAUCUCUCAGGAUUCUCCCCACCAGCAAUCGAAUCACAUCUCCAUCUCCACGAAACUGUUACGUCCUCCCUUGACAGUGUAACUAACCCUCCACCUCGGCCACGUACCCCGCCUCAUCGACAGGUUCCGCCCAGGAAGCCUGUCAAGGGAAUCCUCAAGCCCCCGCGUCCUCCUCAGGCGAAAUUCAACUUCAAGCGUGAUAUACUCAAUCCUUUCAGCACUCGUCUUGGAUAUGCCACUGUCGAAGAGAGUCCUCUUAAUGCUGUCGUUGGAACUGGCACAGGCGCUGUAGGUCAAGGGGUUCAGGCAGCUGCGGGCUGGGUUGGUAGUGCGUUCAAGCGAUUAGGCGCCGUAGCAGCGGCUGAAAAAGCUAAGCUCGACGAUGCUCUUCAGUCUCAAACUUUGCUCCCACAACCUCGGCAAUCAUCUACGAGCAAGCCUUCUGACACAAAUGUUCACAAUGAGCACAAGUCAAUUCCUCCCGUCGAUCCUUCUCAAGACCGCCAAAGCUCCAUAUCUGUUGAGUCUAUUGACAACCUCCAACCUUCGAUCACUUGUCUCACUCCCGCAACAUUGCCUCUGGCCACCACCUCUGUUGAAUCCUCCAGUGUCACCAACUCCUCGCAAACGUUCGCAGUCUCUGUGGUGCCUCCUGUCCCGAAUCCUCAAGCUGUGCUGAGCGUCUCGACUCUCAAGAAAGUUCACUUUACCAUGUCAGAUCUGAAAAUAAUCUACCCAAUCAGCAACUCUCAGCCUCCUUCCUUCGAUCAAUUAAACAAGCUACGUAUCAACGAAGCUCGGAGGUUAUUAAUUUCCAAUCGACUUUCUCAGCCUGAUCGUCUUCCGGAUCAGCCCCCCAGUGGUCCGAGCUCACAUCUUCCUUCAAUUGACUUGAAAAAUGGUUGGAACGCCUCUAGCCUUGAGUCGCUAUACGACGAGUGUUGCAGAACCAGGGAAGAAGGUUGGGGUAUUGUGAAAUUACGGGAGAUCAUCAAACAGGCGGCACCCAGUCCGCCCAAAUCCAUAGAUCUCACUGGCAUACAGUUGAAUGGCUGCGGCUCGGUUGAACUUUUAGGUGAUUUGAUCAGCGUUGACUUCGGGCUAAACUCUCUAACGCUUGAAAGUUGUGGAUUGGAAGACGAUACCCUCAAACCGAUUUUGCAUGCCCUUCUGGUCAGCGGUAGCCUGCCAUCCCUCAAUCUUGCAAAUAAUAAAAAAAUUAGAGCAAAGGGAUGGAGGAUGGUGGCGGUGUUCUUGACCAAAGCGCGAGCAUUACGUAACCUGGAUCUUUCAGACAACUCUUUUGAUAAACGUUCAGUGGAGUACCUUGCACAAGCCCUUGCCGGCCAAAUUCGUAAAGAUGACUAUUACACACCCCAAACAGGCACUAACAAACCCUCAGGCAUGACUUCUACCCUCACCACAUACGAUCCGACCACCUCGCGGGCAAAUCAUCCUGCUACGCAAAUGAACCCCGAGUCUGAGAACUCUCAGAGAUGUACAACAGAUCAAGACUCGCACAGGACCGCAUUUUUGACUCAAACAGUUCCAUCUCUAGCCGACGAGGAGCAACCUUUGUUUCGGAAAGCACCUUUGUUGCGAGAUGAUUCACCUUCCCCCGCGUUUCAAGCACUUUCAGCGAUAUCUGUUGUCCCAAAAGCCGGUCCCUCUAAAUUGGUAUCACUGAGGCUCGACCGCUGCAACCUCAAGGUCCCACAUCUGGAUUUGUUGAGCCACAGCGUCAGGCUUUCGAAACUUAAACACAUAUCUUUGCGGCAAAACAAAAUAGGUCAUCUGGGAGCUGUUGCGUUGGCAGUAAUGAUUCGAGAUUGGCCUGUGCAGCCAAAUGGUUCGUCAAGUGGAACGCCUAUGAGUAAUUCAGAAAACGCACUCGAAAGUCUACUACGACAGGGGAUCCAUAGUACCGAAUAUGAAGCUGUUACUCCGAGACUAGCCCCGCCAUUUGAGAGUUCCAACUCUGUCACCGCCAGACAGACUAAUUUGCUCGACGAUCACCGCAUCUCGCUUAAACCUGCGUUUCAGCAACCAGAUAGCCAUUCCUCCGGGGCGCUGAGUGACUCGUCCGGGGCCGCUAAGCUAGGUCUACAUCAGCCAUCAAGUGGUAUCAGCUCCAUGAUCCAGCAAGAGGUGAAAAAGGCAAACGAGCAACGCAUCAAGCUGAAAUCCAAAAUUGACUCCCUUCCGAAGAUGGGGCAUCUCUUAACUUUGGAUGUAAAAUCAAACGAGUUGAAGAGUGCAGACGUAUUUUACCUUGCUCAAGUCCUGAAAAAGAAUCGAACGUUGAAGGUGCUCAAUCUAGCAGAUAACAAGAUAGAUUCAAUCGGCCUGGUUCACCUGUCAGAUGCACUGCGCUUCAAUACAUGUCUCGAAACCUUGGAUCUGAGCAAAAAUCCAUGCUGCGCGGGUGGCUUAGAAGGCAUGUUGGCGCUACGUACCACUUGUACUGUCAACACUACUUUGAAGCGACUGUUUUUGUCUGAAACAGAGUUGUCUUCGGAGGGAGCCAUUGCCUUGGCUGAAUUUCUCCCGGAAAUGCAAAGUCUAAUCCAUUUAGACCUAACUGAGAAUUAUUCAAUCGACAUUGCUGGAGUAAUGGCCUUGGCGGUCUCAGUCAAGAUGAAUACCAAUUUGCGGUGUUUGGACAUCAACAUUCCUCCAAAUGACCCCGAUUUUGCCCGACUGUCUCAAGAAAUCUUACAGUCUUGCGUUCGCAACACCGAAUUAGCUCAGCGACAAGCUCUUGAAAGGGGUCAAAUGACUUCCAUCUCUCAACCCAUGUUGAAGUCUACCGUAGUUCGAGAACUCACGACUCGUCAGCAGCAUCCUUCCUCAGAGUCUACUUCUGCCAUACAGCCAGCUGCAGUGAAGUCCGGGCGAGAACAAAGAAAAUCCGAGCCGCUGCCUUCCCUUGAACAUAUAUUGAUCUCGGCUGAGGCUACCUGUGUUGUUCUGUCCGAUCUGAUCAGGGAAGAUGAGAGAAGGAAAUUGAAUAUCCAACAAGAACGUCGAGCAGCAGUAGUUGAAUGCACAGACUUGGUUCGCGAGCUUCUCGAUCAAGCUAAGGCGAGCCGACUACAACUGCAAGAGGCUGUGACUGCGCUCAAUUCAGAGGAGUUGAAAAGCAGGGCUACCACAAUCGAAUUGCAGCUGAGCAAGACCUUGAGAUACGCCGACUCUAUCUAUCAAGGCGAGCCAGCUGUACGAGCACACGGUCACUCCUCAAGUCCAAAUAAAACUCAUGAUGCUCUACCAACUGGUAUGACAAGCGAAAUCAUCACUAGCAACUCUCCCACUGACAAUGCUUCGACGUCCGAACACAAACCUCACGAAGUAUCCAUUUCCGAGCCUGGACCUUCAAGAUCGUCAAGCACAGACGCGACGCACGGCUUGCAUUUAGAUCUCACAGGACUCUCCAACCCACUACCAAUUCAUGAAAGCGAAGAAAAUAUUGAUGACGAUACUGUAGAUGAUGAUAAACCAGGUAAUCAUGAGCAGUCUGAAGAUACGUACAUUAACCGAGCGCCUAGAUCGCCGGUCGAGAGCCAUAGUCGGUCAUUGACAUUGGAGGAAGGAGAAGUAUUUCGAAAAGGCACUGUGUUAAGGACAGCUGAUGUAGAUGAUGAAGAGACUCAAGAGCUUCCCGGUGAGAUCUUGAAGGAAAAUAUCUUAGUAAGGGUGGUUGAAAGGAGUCCGAGGGCAAUACCUGCGCCAAGUAACCCAGACCUGCCUGAUAUGGUCGCUGACCCUCAAGAGCCUCUGGAUGACGAAUGCAAAGAUCCGUGA
Molecule: messenger RNA, 3849 nt
Organism: Melampsora larici-populina 98AG31
Lineage: Eukaryota; Fungi; Basidiomycota; Pucciniomycetes; Pucciniales; Melampsoraceae
Exons: 7
Coding region: 1-3849 (1282 amino acids)
Molecular function (GO): protein binding
Source: RefSeq, a predicted model, not a curated record